Molecule: messenger RNA, 403 nt
Organism: Gamsiella multidivaricata
Lineage: Eukaryota; Fungi; Mortierellomycota; Mortierellomycetes; Mortierellales; Mortierellaceae
Exons: 1
Coding region: 83-307 (74 amino acids)
Source: RefSeq, a predicted model, not a curated record
GUUUGCCACGGGUUCGAAGUUUGCAGUCCUUUACAUCCUGGCGCACAUGCUCUAAUCAAGAAGAACGAAGUACGGUUGUGGAAUGUUUAACCCAGCGAGCAUUGGAGACGUCCAGACAAGUAAUCUUCGGUCUACGUACGUGCUGUCUUGGUUGUUGAAAGUGCUACUGGCCCUUGGACCUGCUAGCGCUCGGUGCCAGUUCCCUAUUGAGAGAGAGGACUUGGAACUAAUCGACAAUAGAAAAAGUGUCUCGGUACACUUGUCUAAUAAAUAUAUCCAGAGCUACAUGGGCGAAUGCUGGAAUUGAGGAGCAUGCAGUAUGAAGUUGUUGUUCACUUAGAGGGUGCGCAGUUAGAGAGGGCAUGCAACUAGAGAGGGGUACUGCAGGCACACAAUCGGGGAG